AUGGCUUGGAAACUCCUUAGCUUAUCUUUACUUACUACAAAAAAUCACAAGGUUACAACUUCUGAAAUUCGCACAUACUUGAUCCCCAAGUUUAUCAAACAUUUUUGUUCUUCAUCAGCUCUUCGUCUUGAACAUUCUGUUAACCUUGACCAUUGCUUCAAUUCAGAUUCUUUCUAUGCGUCUCUUAUUGAUAAUUCUACCCACAAGAGACACCUUAAUCAAAUACAUAAUCAGUUACUUGUCUCCGGAUUGCAACAUAACGGGUUUCUUAUAACAAAACUGGUUAAUGGCAGUUCAAAUUUGGGACAAAUUUGUUAUGCUCGCAAGCUGUUUGAUGAAUUUUGCAACCCGGAUGUGUUUAUGUGGAAUGCAAUUAUUAGGAGUUAUUCGAGGAAAAAUAUGUUUAGGGACACUAUUGAAAUGUAUAGAUGGAUGAGAUGGACCGGAGUGCAUCCGGAUGAAUUCACUUUUCCUUAUGUACUUAAAGCUUGUACUGGACUGUUAGAUUUUGGUUUGAGUUGCGUACUUCAUGGACAGAUAAUGAGAUAUGGGUUUGGGUUGGAUGUGUUUGUGCAGAAUGGCCUUGUGGCAUUGUAUGCUAAAUGUGGUCAUAUUGGUAUGGCAAGAGGGGUGUUUGAUGCGUUAUAUGAUAGAACGAUUGUUUCAUGGACUUCCAUCAUUUCUGGAUAUGCACAGAAUGGGGAAGCUAUGGAAGCACUGAGAAUGUUCAAUCAAAUGAGAAAUACUGAUGUGAAACCAGAUUGGAUUGCACUGGUAAGCAUCCUAAGGGCUUAUACUGAUGUAGAUGACUUGGAGCAAGGAAGAUCUCUUCAUGGUUGUGUCAUCAAAAUGGGUCUUGAAGAUGAGCCUGAUUUGCUUAUCUCACUUACAGCAUUUUAUGCAAAAUGUGGGCAGGUGACAGUUGCAAGAUCUUUCUUUGAUCAAAUGAAGACAGCAAACGUUAUUAUGUGGAAUGCAAUGAUAUCUGGCUAUGCAAAGAACGGACAUGCUGAGGAAGCAGUACAUCUAUUUCGCGACAUGAUCUCAAGAAAUAUUAAACCAGAUUCUGUCACUGUGAGAUCUGCAGUCUUAGCCUGUGCACAAGUUGGUUCCCUCGAAUUGGCAAAAUGGAUGGAUGACUAUGUCAGCAAGAGUAAAUAUGGAAGUGACAUUUUUGUUAAUACAGCCCUCAUCGAUAUGUAUGCAAAAUGUGGAAGUGUAGAAUCUGCUCGCAUGGUAUUUGAUCGUACUUCUGAUAAGGAUGUUGUUAUAUGGAGUGCCAUGGUUAUGGGAUAUGGAUUGCAUGGUCAAGGUUGGGAAGCCAUUAAUCUCUACCAUGCAAUGAAGCGAGCAGGGGUGUACCCAAAUGAUGUCACCUUUAUUGGGCUUCUCACUGCAUGCAAUCACUCUGGCCUUGUAAAAGAGGGAUGGGAGCUAUUCCAUUGCAUGAGAGACUUUGGAAUUGUGCCGCGCAAUGAGCAUUAUUCUUGUGUGGUUGAUCUCUUGGGACGUGCCGGUUUUCUGGACCAAGCUUGUGCUUUUAUCAUGAAAAUGCCCAUAGAACCAGGUGUAAGUGUAUGGGGGGCACUUCUGAGUGCAAGCAAGAUCCAUCGUCGUGUAACAUUGGGAGAAUAUGCUGCAAAGAAGCUAUUCUCAUUAGAUCCUUAUAAUACAGGGCAUUAUGUACAACUCUCUAAUCUCUAUGCUUCCUCCCGCUUAUGGGAUCGUGUUGCACAUGUUCGGGUUCUGAUGAGGGAGAAAGGAUUGAGUAAGGACCUUGGUUACAGUUUAAUUGAAAUCAAUGGGAAGCUAGAGGUAUUUCAUGUAGGGGACAAGUCACAUCCGAGGGCUGAGGAGAUUUUCUAUGAACUUCAGAGAUUAGAAAGAAGGUUAAAGGAGGUUGGGUUUGUUCCACAUACAGAAUCUGUUUUGCAUGAUCUGAAUUAUGAAGAGAAGGAGGAGAAUCUUUGUAUUCAUAGUGAAAGGAUAGCGGUUGCUUACGGGCUUAUUAGUACUGCUCCUGGAACUACACUUAGAAUAACAAAGAAUCUUCGAGCAUGUGUAAACUGUCAUUCUGCAAUAAAGCUUAUAUCCAAGCUUGUUGAAAGGGAGAUAAUUGUAAGGGAUGCAAACCGGUUUCAUCAUUUUAAGGAUGGUUCGUGUUCGUGUGGAGACUAUUGGUAAGAAGAAUGGCUCAACCUCAUCAAACCAGCAGUUGAGGCUUGCUGGCACUUCACCAGAUAAAUUGACUGCUACUUUUGUGAAAUACCAUACUGGGCUGGAAUCUUUGGCAGGAACUUUUCCUCAAGAUCAGUAGA
This is a messenger RNA of Gastrolobium bilobum, 2318 nucleotides long. Its product is annotated as pentatricopeptide repeat-containing protein At3g12770. The coding region runs from base 1 to 2184 and encodes 727 amino acids. Gene Ontology annotation, molecular function: RNA binding; protein binding; zinc ion binding. The record is from RefSeq and is a predicted model, not a curated record. Gene Ontology annotation, biological process: RNA modification. The transcript has a single exon. Lineage: Eukaryota; Viridiplantae; Streptophyta; Magnoliopsida; Fabales; Fabaceae.